Messenger RNA from Hibiscus syriacus, 3144 nucleotides. RefSeq names its product protein EIN4-like. The coding region runs from base 822 to 3098 and encodes 758 amino acids. The transcript has 2 exons. NCBI's taxonomy places the organism in Eukaryota, Viridiplantae, Streptophyta, Magnoliopsida, Malvales, Malvaceae. Gene Ontology annotation, molecular function: phosphorelay sensor kinase activity; ethylene receptor activity; protein binding. Gene Ontology annotation, biological process: response to ethylene; phosphorelay signal transduction system. Gene Ontology annotation, cellular component: endoplasmic reticulum membrane; endoplasmic reticulum. The record is from RefSeq and is a predicted model, not a curated record.
GUUCUUCAAGUCGCUUUCUUUCAAACUAAAGAGCAAUAGAGAUAUUUCUUUCCAAUCUUAAACAAUCUUCAAUCUUUUUCUGCUCUUUGUUACAAAUCUUGUGAAGGGGUUUCUGUAAACAGGACCCUUCUUCUGGUUUAGAGUGUUACAAACUUUUUAGCAUUUUAGUUGAUCUCUAUUGAAAAAGUGUAGAUUUGGGGAAAAUGGGUAGUGGUAAUUCACUUGGAAAGUUGAAGAUAUAUCCAUACAUAUAUACAAAUUAUUUUUUUUGGUGUUGAUUGAGAUUGGUUCUUGAUAGUGCUUUUUUCUAUGCCAAAGGUUUGUUCUUUUUACCUUUGCCCUUUGAUCUAUUUAUUGAUUUCCUUGUUAUUUCCAUCUUGCUUUUGAGUUAGGUGAACAAAAGGUUGACCUUGAUUCUUGAUGUUGUUUUCCUUGGAAGUUUUUGUUAUUAAAAGUUGUAAGUUUUGUUGAGAAAGUAAUUUCUUCUUCUUGAUUUCUUCCUUCUUUCCCUUGUUUCUGUAUAAUAAAUUCUUGGGGCCAAUGAGGAAGAUUGGGAAUUUUGGAUUUUAGAGCUAUGGGUGUUUUAGAUCCUGAAAUUUAGGAAAGCUGGGUUCAUUUUAUAGAUCUUGAAUUGUGGCAGAUGGAUUUUGUUGUCUUUGCAAAGGAAUUGGCUUUAGGAAAUGAAUACUUGUGCUUCUAGCUGUAGUUUAGGGGGUUGUUUUUUUUAUAUUGGUUGAAUAUAUAAGUUUAUAUAUAUUGGGGGUGUGAGAAGUUUGACAUUUAAUUUGCAUGGAUUGAACCAGUAGGUCACGUGAGUGGCAAUGUUAAGAGCAUUAGCUCUUGGCUUGUUGAUUUCUCUUUUUGCGGUCUCGGUUUCUGGCACUGACCAUGAGUUUGCAAUUUGUAACUGUGAUGUUGAGAGCUUUUGGAGUGUUCAUAGCAUUUUAGAGUGCCAGAAGGUGAGUGAUUUCUUCAUUGCCGUGGCAUAUUUUUCGAUACCUAUCGAACUGCUUUACUUCAUCAGUUGUUCGAACGUCCCCUUCAAAUGGGUCCUUGUUCAGUUUAUAGCCUUUAUAGUGCUUUGUGGAUUGACACAUCUUCUCAAUGCAUGGACUUAUUAUGGUCCCCACUCAUUCCAAUUGAUGUUGUCCCUCACCAUUGCCAAAUUGCUUACCGCCCUCGUCUCAUGUGCGACCGCAAUUACGCUAUUAACUCUGAUCCCUCUGUUACUCAAAGUGAAAGUAAGGGAGGUAUUCUUGAGGCAAAAUGUAUUGGAAUUGGAUCAAGAGGUUGACAUGAUGAAAAGGAAGAAGGAAGCCAGUUCACAUGUUCGUAUGUUAACACAGGAAAUCAGGAAAUCCUUAGAUAAACAUACUAUAUUGUACACCACUUUGGUUGAGCUUUCCAAGACUUUGGAUUUAAUCAACUGUGCCGUGUGGAUGCCAAAUGAGAAUAGAACACAGAUGAAUUUGACUCAUGAGUUGAAAGCAAGUUCUUCAAGGAGUUUUCACCAAUCUAUCUCGAUGAAUGAUCCUGAUGUGAAGGAGAUAAAGGGGAGUGAAGGGGUGAGAAUCCUGAGACAAGACUCUGCACUUGGGCUUGCGAGUGGAUCAGAUGAGGCAGGUUCCAUUGCAGCAAUCAGGAUGCCAAUGCUUCAAGGUUAUAACUUUAAAGGGGGGACGCCAGAAUUGGUGAAGACACGCUAUGCCAUUCUGGUGUUGGUUCUUCCUAUAAACUCUAGGAAUUGGAGCUAUCCGGAAAUGGAGAUUGUUGAGGUGGUUGCUGAUCAGGUAGCUGUAGCUCUAUCCCAUGCUGCAGUUCUCGAAGAAUCUCAACAAAUGAGAGAAAAACUGAGCCAGCAAAAUCAUGUGUUGCAGCAGGAAAGACAGAAUGCAAUGAUGGCCAGCCAAGCGAGGAACUCUUUUCAGAAAGUAAUGAGUCAUGGCAUGAAAAGACCAAUGCACUCAAUUUUGGGCUUACUUUCAGUGUUUCAAGAUGAAAAUAUGAACUUCAAGCAGAAGAUUCUCGUUGACACAUUGGUCAAAACAAGCAGCGUUCUUUCAACUUUGAUAAAUGAUGUGAUGGAGAUUUCAGCAAAAGAUCAUGGAAGAUUUCCGUUCGAAAUGAGACCUUUUAGCUUACAUUCCAUGAUUAAAGAAACUUCUUGCCUUGCCAAAUGUUUAUCUGUCUAUAAAGGCUUUGGUUUUGAAGUUGGCGUUCAGAGUUCUUUGCCUGACCAAGUGAUCGGUGAUGAAAAAAAGACUUUUCAAGUGAUUUUGCAUAUGGUUGGCUAUCUACUGGGAAUCAAUAGUGGAGGGGGAACUGUCUUAUUCCGGGUUCUAUCGGAUUCCGGUAGCCAGGAGAAGAACGACAAAAUAAAUGCGUGGAGAUCAAACAUACAAGAUUACCUGUUCUUAAAGAUUGAAAUCGGUAUUCAUGGGGGGUGUUCUGUGGCUGAUGCACCAGUCUCAGCCAAAACCAUUUCUGCUGAGAAGCAUAAUAAGGAUGAAACUAAGGAGAGCCUGAAUUUUACUAUGUGUAAAAAGAUUGUGCAGAUGAUGCAAGGGAACGUCUGGAUAUCCACAAACUCUCUGGGCUUUGCACAGAGCAUGACACUUCUUCUCAGGUUUCAAAUCCAAUCGUAUAUCCAAAGAAUCACGUAUGCGCAUGGAGACUCUGCCGAGCAAUCAAAUUCCUACUCCAGAUUCAGAGGUUUACGAGUUCUACUUGCUGCUGAUGAUGAUAUAAACAGGAUCGUGACCAAGAAGUUGCUAGAAAAGCUGGGUUGUGAAGUGACGGCUGUUUCUACUGGAUUUGAAUGCCUAAGUGCAGUCAGCCAUGCUGAAAAUUCUUUCAGAAUCGUUGUUUUGGACCUUCACAUGCCUGAAAUGGAUGGAUUUGAAGUGGCGAUGAGAAUCCGUAAGUUUCGCAGCCGUAAUUGGCCAUUGAUUAUAGCCUUGACAGCUAGUGCCGAGGAUCAUGUUCGAGAGAGAUGCCUACAAAUAGGAAUGAAUGCAGUUCUUCAGAAACCUGUUUUAUUGCAAGGAAUGGCGGAUGAGCUUCGAAGAGUUUUGCAACGGACAGGGGAAGGGGUUUGAGGAGCCACUCGUACUUAGGCCAAUGGAUUAAAUGCUUGGACUGCAG